GCUUCGCGCGAGGCCUCGGAAGACGCUUUCGCUUGCCUUAUUCGUAGAGUGGACACGGUGUAUAUAGCGAGAUGCUGCGAGCCGGAGCCUUGGUGUUCGUGGGGGCGGCCCUCUCCGCCGCCGGCGCCUCCUACGUCUCCUCCGCCGGGGGCCUGUCCGACGCCUUCCUGAGGGAGCUGGUGGCGAGGAUGGGCAGCGGGCUCGCCGACCCGCCAGGGACUACCUGGACCUUCCUCCUCAAGGCAUGGAGGCCCCCUGGCGGAGGGAAUGGCCCCGCGCGCCAUGAAGGAGCUGCCCGGCCCUCCCCUGCCCCUGGACUACGACGCCCUGGCCCUCAGUCCCUCGCUCAGGGACCAGGAGUACUUGUCGCACUCGUCGCUCCUCGGCACCGUGCUCGCCAACUACGAGGGCAAGAGCAAGCAGAAGCUGAAGAACAACCAGGAGGGCCUCAAGAGCACCACCGACGGCGUCCUGCCCGCCUACUGCAACCCCCCAACCCCUGCCCCAUCGGAUACACAGCUGCCGACGGCUGCCUUGAGGACUUCGAGAACUCGGCCGGCUUCUCCCGCGACUACCAGGCCCUGCAGGACUGCAUGUGCGACACCGAGCACAUGUUCGAGUGCGCGGACUCGACCCGGGAGUCCGAGAUCACCGCCCUCGCCCGCUCCAUCCAGAACGAGGGCGUGCUGGACUCCACCCUCGACAAGAUCAUGGACGGACUGGGGGAGGCUAAUCAUCGACUAGUUGCUAAGAAGUUCCACCAGAAGAAGAACUUCAACCCUUACCUGCAGGGCGAGAAGCUGCCCAUCGCCGCCAAGAAGGGAGGCGGACUGUAAGGCAGAGGAGCGCCAAGGUGAACCAGCGAUUUCUCAUGCGUCAACAUGAAGAAGGAGGAGGAGAAGAGAUAAAGGAGGGAAGGGUCUUGCAGUGAUAAGGGGUCAGCGAUGGCGUUUCGGCGGCUCUGGACGGGGCUCAGCCUGGUCUCUAACCUUUUUGAAUUACUUAAAUGCGACUAGUUUGCGAAGGUUGGGGCGUCGAGGGAAAUCCUGCAACGAGGGAGGCUUGUCGUGCGAAGGCCAGACUCGUUGAGAAUGUUUGGUCGACUAAUUGCCCUAAAAGGCGGUGAAUAAUUAAUCUCAUUAGUACCCAUUCCUUAUAAUCAUAUGUCGUAAUAUCAAUACUAUAAUCCGUAGCAGAAGUGAAAUGUCACUAUUCACAAUGAAAGUGAGAAAGGAGUAUGAAUAUAACAAUCAACUUAUUAGCAUUUUUAUUAUGAGGACUGCCAUUGUUUUUAGCUCUGUAUACCAGUAUCGUAAAUAUUCAUGAUCUAUUCCUGAUCGAUAUCAGUUCCCAUCUUGCAUUGCCAACCCCAAGCCUUAUGAAUGAAUAUUAUUGUGUUUUAUGAAUGAGAUACAGGGAAGUCUGCAUCGCUGAUCCUUUCAUCACACGCAGCGCACAAUAGACAUAUAAACCAGGGCAUUAAUUACAUAACAGUAUUUAAAAAAAAGUAAAAAAAAAAAAAA
This is a messenger RNA of Penaeus vannamei (Pacific white shrimp), 1523 nucleotides long. The record is from RefSeq and is a predicted model, not a curated record. Lineage: Eukaryota; Metazoa; Arthropoda; Malacostraca; Decapoda; Penaeidae.